AUGGACACGAUCAUCGCACACGUUCGCGACGGUAACGUGCACGAAGUGCGCAUGUGGUUGGACGAUAUUGAGAAUGACGUGAACCAGGGCGACGAACACCGUUUCAGUCUGCUUCAUUGGGCAGCUCGGGAAGGUCAGCUUGCGAUUGUGGACCUGCUUGUGUUGCGUGGUGCCCGAGUGAACGCUACAAACAUGGGUGACGACACCGCAUUGCAUCUGGCUGCAUCCCAUGGACACAUCGACGUAGUGCAUUAUCUGUUAAAUUGUCAUCAUUUCAACGUGGAUGCAACCAACGAGCAUGGGAACACGGCUCUACACUAUGCGUGCUUCUGGAACCAUCUGGAAAUUUCCGAGUAUCUGAUCAAGCAUGGGGCCUGCUUAAUGCAAGAAAAUAAAUACGGCGAGACUCCACUCGAAAUUGCUCGUCCGCGUGCAGCCGCCUUGUUGGCUCCACUUGCCGAGGCACUCGGGCAUGAUUUGUCCCAUAGAAAGCCGUUCCGUGACACCAGUUGGAUUGGGACCAAAACUCGUGCUCGUGAUGCUACGCUUUAUCGUCUGGACGCUGAAUCGUGGGACCCUCGUGAAGUUGAGUUAACAGGUGCCCUGGCUGACGGCCACGGUGCUGAAGUUCUCAAAGGAUCUUUUCGCCGCUGUCCUGUUGUAGUGAAAAUGCUGAAACUCCGCAACUGUACCAUCAGGCAGGCCAGAGACUUAAAGGAAGAAUUUCCUCGCUUGCGAAUUUUUAAUCAUCCGAAUAUUCUACCUGUGCUGGCUAUCUUCACCGCAACUCCGCGAUUGUGCCUCGUUAGUGACUAUAUGCAAUAUGGCAGUUUGUAUGACGUGCUUCAUCAGUCGGUCGAUUUGGAUGGUAGCGGAAACAUGGGCCUAAUGGAUAUAAGUCUGAGGCAAGCUCUCAAAUUCGCAGUUGAUAUCGCCAAAGGGAUGGAAUUUCUUCACACUCCAGAACUCAAGGUUCCAAACUUCCGGCUUAAUUCUAAGCAUGUUAUGGUGGAUGAAGAUAUCGCCAAAUUAGGUAUGAUGGACUACGAUAACAAGGAGAAUGCAAACAACGUGGGCUACAAAGAUGAAUUCUUAAUUGCUCGUUUGGACAUGGCAGAUUAUAAGUUUUCAUUUCAAGAAAAGGCUCGUGAAUAUAAUCCUGCUUGGAUGUCACCUGAGGCUCUCACAAAGAAACCUAGCGAAAUAAACCUUGAAGCUUCAGAUAUGUGGAGUUUCGGUGUGAUUCUAUGGGAGUUAGUCACUCGAAUGGUUCCAUUUGAUGGAAUGAACCCCAUGGUGAUCGGUAUGCAGAUCACCACUGAAAAUUUACGGUUGCCAAUCUCUCCCCAUUUGGAUCCACGUGUGGCUCGCUUAAUCGAACUAUGUCUGAAGGAGGAUCCUGGAAAGCGACCCCGAUUUGAUGUGCAACUCAUACAACUGCUGGAUAAGAUGCGCGAGCGUGCCAGCCAAUAG
Molecule: messenger RNA, 1473 nt
Organism: Dicrocoelium dendriticum
Lineage: Eukaryota; Metazoa; Platyhelminthes; Trematoda; Plagiorchiida; Dicrocoeliidae
Source: the annotation of a GenBank genome assembly